This is a messenger RNA of Gossypium raimondii (Peruvian cotton), 847 nucleotides long. RefSeq lists its product as uncharacterized. The record is from RefSeq and is a predicted model, not a curated record. The coding region runs from base 71 to 673 and encodes 200 amino acids. NCBI's taxonomy places the organism in Eukaryota, Viridiplantae, Streptophyta, Magnoliopsida, Malvales, Malvaceae. The transcript has a single exon.
AACUCAUCAACACAAAGAAAUCCUCACCAAAAAUCCAUUAUUGUAAUCAGCAAAGAAAUCUUUUUUCUCAAUGGGUAUCCUUCAUUUCCUUAUUCCCUCUCUUUGUUGUGAACUAAAAGUCUUGCAAGCCAGAAACAUAGAGCCAAAGUACCCUGGAAAUCUUUUUGUGAGAUACUAUCUUUUUUCAGGAAGCAACAAGAGAGUUCAAGUAGACAGCCAUGAGAUCUCCUCAAAGUUGGACCCCAUUUGGAAUGAAUCCUUCUCCUUGGAAUGCUCGGGAACCCAAGAAUCUAUCAAUGGCCUGAAGCAACAAACCCUAGUUUUUGAGCUCCGUUGCAGGAGCAAAGUGAUGCCAGUUCUUGGAAAGAUGGGGAAGUCAAAGCUUUUGGGAAGAGCUGAAAUACCAUGGAAGGCUGUUUUAGAAUCACCAAACAUGGAGAUUGAGAAGUACUGGGUUACCAUGUCAGUGAAUGAUCGUGUUCUUGAAAGUCUUAAGCCUCCUUCAUUACAAAUAUCAAUGAAAUUAGUUCAAGGUCCAGCAAUUGUGGAAAAAGAGAAGAAGAAGAAGAAGAACAGCUGGGAUGGAUGUGGAUGCAAAGAUGUUGGUGGAGGGUGCUGCAGCUGUGCAGAUUAUGAAAUAUUUGCACUAGCGGCGGCUAUGGAAGCACUUUAGCCGCAAACCAGUUCUCAGCAAAGUCAGAAAAAGAAAAAUCCAAUUAAAAACAAUGUUUAACUUGUUGUUGAGAGAUUCUUUUUCUUUUAAUUAACAAUGUAGAGAGAGAUUCCAUUCCCCUACUCCCUACUUUAGUUUUUUUCUUUCCUUAUUGAUAUUCAUUUUUUCGCCAAA